Messenger RNA from Mastomys coucha (southern multimammate mouse), 6197 nucleotides. RefSeq names its product hepatocyte nuclear factor 3-alpha-like. The record is from RefSeq and is a predicted model, not a curated record. The transcript has 2 exons. The coding region runs from base 185 to 787 and encodes 200 amino acids. NCBI's taxonomy places the organism in Eukaryota, Metazoa, Chordata, Mammalia, Rodentia, Muridae.
GGCGGAUCAGAGGGAAGUCCGGCCCCAGUUGCUGGUGGACUGUGGAGUUGUGCUGUGUCCUGUAGUCACCCAGAGACCCCACGCCGUGUCCGUCCCGGAGCGCGUCUCGGUGGUUGCUGCGCCGUGCGACUGGAGGGAUGCUGAGUGGAGCCAGCGCCGUGUCCGACCCAGUGUGCGUGCGUGUAUGGGAGCGCGCGUGAGUUUCCCUGACACGGGGAACAGUUAUGAAUCCGGGGUGUAUGUUUGCCUCCAGAGCCCUGGCAAGGUGCGGAACCCUCCUGAAGUGUGGUCAAGCGGCGGUGGUGGUGGCGGCGGCAGAGGCGGCAGUGGUAGCAGCAGCAGCAACAGAGACCAGGAACCAGGAGCCUCCUCACGUCCCGUUUCUCGAUGCUGCGGAACCCCGAGAGAAAGUUUGCAAACUUCCAACCGUUUCGGCAACGACGCCUGGUCACCUAGGGGCGGCCGGGCGAGUUUGCAGGGGGCUCUCUCUCCCCCGGGUGCCCAGCAGCCGCUGCCAUCUCCUGAGUCCGGCUGCCUGCUGCAGCUGGUGGGCGCGUGCCCCGGGAGAGGCGGUUGCCCUUGGAGGGGACUUGACUUUCGCUCCAGGCGCUCCAGCUUGAGAGUGCUGCGGAGCCCUCGCCUUCACUCCAGCAGCCGCCUCCUGCCUCCGUCCCCUUUGCGCUGGCACCCUUACUUCUUCCGGGCUGCUGCCCUAAAUGACAGCUGGGGCCCGAGCCGCACUGCACCCAGGCGGUUCUCAGUCCCGGGAGACAGAGCCUGCCUUUGAGCCAGAUUUUCCAUCGAACCGCUUAAACUUUUCACAAAGUUCUUAAAGGGUCGAGACAAGCAGACACUGGCCCCACUAAGCCACUUUAGAGGGACUAUAGCCCGCUUUAAUUUCUCAUUUAUUUUUUAGUCAUAGAUUUAUUUCCAGGGUUUGUCUAGUAGAAAGAGCUCCAACUCUUCCUGAACGAGUGCCACCCCCACUUGGUGCUGGUUCAAAGCUGGGAACUGGAGUGGGCUGCUUGUACAUCGUUGUCAGUAUCAGCAGAGCUUGUUUGGUUUUUUUAUUUUUCCCUCUUCCUGACAUGUGUCAAAGAAUAAAGGCUGGCUACAGGUCCAUUACGUCAUUCUGCAGGCCAUUGGGAAUCACAAAUGAUGAAUUCAACAUAAGAACAUUUUUAGAAAGAAGGAAGGCUCCUUAGGUGUUUCCAAGUUGUCAUAACACUCUUCUGAAGACUCUGAGAAAUUUUUUGAGAAGACGACUCUAGUACUUUCAAAGAAUUCCGAGUUCAGGGAAAAUUUCUGAAUGCCUGAGAAGUGACAUGGGAUGCCAAGUGAGCUUUCCUACAGGUUCGCUCCAUGGUCUUCCUCUCUUUUUGAUCUGAAAAAAUAAAAAAGAAGUCAGGAAUAAAAACAUUGAUCUGGAAUUGAAUAUUUUAAUUGAUUUCUUCUAUUUCCUGAAGUCCACAUUUCUAAUCCCUGCCCCCAAAUUAACAAGAAUGGGAAAUUACUAUGUUGGCAUUUGACUUGACCUGAUCCCUUGGGGAGUAAAGGGGUUCUUUUUACUCAGCCUAGAGACUUUGAUGGUGGGUAGAAACUGAUAGCUGUAUAUAGAUGCUGGAGAUAGGGAGAGCCUCUUGGUCACCUUCCCCAGUGAGUGGAGCAGAUCCCAAGCAAGGCCUGGUUACAUCCCUUAGCUUAUCCAAGGCCUGUGCCAGAGAGAGGGAACCAGGUCUGAAUGCCUGGACUCUGCCUUCAGCAGAUUCUCUUUCUGUCAGGCAGGCUGCCUAAAUGCCCUUGUCAUGGAUCCAUACAGCAGAGGCCAAGGCUUUAGAAACCUUUCUCUUUUCAAGCCUUUUCACAGACAGCUUUUCAAAGACAAGUUUUUAAAAAUUAACUUGACUGCCUUGACCAAACAAACUAGUUUCUAGUCUAUAUUUGCAUAUAUAUAUAUGAAAUACAUGAUAUAUAUAUGUAUAUAUAUAUGAAAUGCUGAUUUUCCUAAAAUUCUUUUAAAUUGACUUUUUUUCUUACCUUAAAGUCUUCUUCAUGCUUAUAGGAAGCCUUACAAAACCCAUACUAUUGAAGUUUCAUUUGAGAACACAAACUGGGCAGAAUUAAAAUGGUUUACAAGGCUAUUUCAGCAUAAAGCAAUGGCUUUUUUUUCUUACCCCCACCAUCUCUAAGGAGAAGGAAGAUCCGAGAAGCGAGAAAAGGCUUAAAGUUUAUAUUCACCAUCGUUCUGUGGAACAGAACAAGUGCUGUGCCCCAUCUUACUCAUUUACUUUUGCUUGGCACUCAUCUGCAAUAUGUUGCAUUUUCCGAGUCAGUGUGGGAGUGAGUUUGGAGUAAAUACUAUUCUGUGCAAAGUGAGUUGUCUGGAAGCAUGCUCUUUGGGUUUCAUUGGCAAAGCUUAACUACUUAUAACUAGCAGGAAUAAUUUAGUAGUACCAAGGGCUCCAGAGCACUGGGCAUUUUCUUCCUGACUUAGACUCUGUUGCCACUGGAAGGGGGAACAAGAGUAUCUAAACAGAAACCUUGAAUGCUGGUACUGUGUGUAUCAUUUGGCUUGACCCAUGGCUUUCCUUUCCAGCCCUUUGCAUUUUACAUCAGAACCCAAGCCUCUUUCGUUCUUUUAUUACACCAAGGAGCCCCAUGUUGCAGGCGUUAUUUCUCAAAUGUAACACAUUUUGUCUAAUUUUAUGCAACCCUCUCGGCUGGCUUCCCAAGGGGGAACACAUGGAACAAUAAUAACAACAAAAAUCAUUGUUUUUAUUUAAAUUAGCUGACUAUUAAAAGAAAAGACAUUUAAUUUCCAUUUGGCUUGUUUGGUAGGACCGUGGAUGCUUUAUUAAAACUGAAUUUUUCUUUUGGAACAAACCUGGCUUCUAGAGCUCAGGUUUCAAUUUUUGCAUCCCAAAGGGUAGAAGGCACUGGGGAUAAAGUCCACUGCCACCAGAGUACUGAGGUGUGACUUGAUGCAAGCUAGGAGGAACAUGAUUUGCCUCACUGCAAGGACAACAUUGUGGCUCCUCAGAGUGGAAAACUGUUUGGAGUUGAGUCAAAAGCAGCUUUCAGGGUGCCAACAACCUUCAGUGUUAGUAUGUUGGUUUGGUCUAACCUGGUCUGGUCUUUUCUUACUUCCGGGGUCCCAUGAAUGGCAGACGUGCACAUUUUACCACUUAGCUAUAGCCCAGGUCUGGGUCAUUUCUCUGCUGAACUGUGGCAAAAGUUCUCUUCCUCCAUUCUUUGCAUUUACUUCGUGUUAAUGUUUCUCUAGAUUUCUUUUUUCAUAUCCUUCCUGGCAGACUACUCUGCACUAAGGAGUGGUCCCCACAAUACCACAUCACAAAAGCAUGCACAACUGAGAGGGCUUCUUUUCCCAUAGAUAACUCCACCUUUGUAUCUGAACUUCGAAGAAACAGUGAGACAAAUUAGAGAAACUCGAUUGACAGUCAAGGCUUCUAUCUGUUGUUUCACAGUGACAUGACCUCUAUGGCAGCAGGCAAAGCCUGCGGCUGGAAAGUUCCUCAUGUUGCACCCAACUUACUGAAUUGACACACUUCAGGAUAGCCCUCUAUUUUUGAGACAGGGACUCCCUGAGAAGCUCAGGUUAGCCUCCAAGUCCAGAUCUUUCUGCCUUGGUUUCCCAAGUGCUGAGAUUCAAGUUUGUGGUAUCUUAUCUGUCUGGUUUCCUUAUUUACGAUAAAAGACCAUCAGCUAAAACAGCACAUUCUAAGAGAGGAGGCACGUAAUGUAAUUUGAAGUGUAGAGAAGCUAUAUUAAAAAGAAACAGGAGUUCAUUUUCAUAGCUCUUUGGCCCAAUAUUAUCCCAAAUAUAUCCCAAAAUAUUAUCAUUUCAAAUUUCAACAUUUAAUCAGUAUAAAAACAUCUAUGUGAUAGUUUACAUUGUUUUACUUUAUGAGAAUUAAGUCUUUGAAAUCUAGAAUGUAUUUUUGCCAUCUUGAUUUUGAAUAACCACGUGUCAAGUACUAAACAGCCAUGACUACCAUGGUAGACAACACAAAAAUCCGUACAUGUCUCUUAAUCACGGCAGCCCAAGAGAACCACCUGUGGCACCUAGAAAACAUAUCCACAGGCUUCCCUAGAAUAUUCUGACUUGGGUUGACUUGGAGUAGGGCUUGGCCUUGGUGUGCUUAUAAAGGCCCUCAAGAAUUUCUUAUGUGCAGUAAAACUUGAGAGCUUUAAUUCUGACUUGCUUUUAAGGACUUCUCUUUAAGGUUCCAUGAUUCUACUUAAGGAAAGAGAUUGCAAUGAAGUGUUCUUUCUGAGUUUGGGGGAUGCAAGCAGUGGAUCCAGAUACACUAAAUUUUACAAAACACAUUUAAGUAAAUAUAAUUAGGGAAGAUGGUGAUGGGUCAGUCAGUUCGGGUGCUUGCCGCCAGCCCUGAGCACCUGAGUCUGAUCCCCAGAGGGCAUCUCAGAGGAGGGAAGAACCAAAUUUUCAGGUUGCCUUCUACAUACAUGCUGUCAUGUGCAUGCCCAUGAACACACAAAAUAAAUUAGUAAUCAGAUGCAAGGCAUUAAAAUAGAAACACUGUAAAUGAAAAGGAAACUUCACAGAAUGACUAACUUAGAGAUUAUUCUAAUGGUCAGACACGAGCUCCUAACAUGGCUGUCUAGAAAAAUAUAUUUCCUAGAUGCCUUAGCUUUAAGAUUUGAUUUACAUAUUGGACACUCUCCAUUUGGGAAAAGGUCAAGAUCCCCACAGUUUGCUUGUUUUUCCAUAGGCUUACUUUCCUGCCCCCAGUACUACUUGCCUGUAGUUGUUUUGGGAGGGAAAAUCCUACUUCACUAGAGGCAUCUGGAUCCCUUAGACUUUCUUCCCUCCAAGCCUUAAACAAACUUUGUGUCACUGCUUAGACCAAAGCCACUCAGGACAUGACGUUAGUUAUCAUCCUGUACUGAAAGCAUUCACCCUAUUUGUCACCCUUGAAGAUAUUUUAAGACUCAGUAUUUCCCAAUGAACACUAGAACAUUCAUAUGUGUGUAGUGUAUUUUCUACCUGUGCUUUUAUACUAUUUUAGUACAUGCAUUCACUACAGGAUGCCAAGACUAAAAAUCAGAAUCCCUUACCUCUUCACACAUCUGUCUUGUAGAGUCCACAAACAGCAUUGCUUGUGGGGAAGAGGAGAAACCUAGUCAUCCAUCCCUUGUGACUUUAUGCAGCUGAAAACCUCUGCAUCUCUGACUUCUGGAGUAAUUUCACCAUAACCUCUCUCCUCAUCUCCUAGGGAGCUAUCUAUUUCCAAAUUCAUGAUUAUUGAAUCACCUGCUUUUGUAGCACGUCUUGAAGCCAUUGGGCGGAUUCAGCCUCUAAUUAUGAACACAUAGCUUCAAACCCAUUUUAUUGGUGGAGCAAUUAAGAAAUUGACAAGGCAAGCAAUUUUGGCUCAUUGUUUAAAAGGAUGAACAGGACAGAAUGAAACUGUAGAUUUGUGAAUGCAUUAUUGUCUAAAUAUUGUCUAAAUAUAAGCCUUACUCUGGAUGGUCUGCAGUAUGGAUCUUCCCCAUUGUUUCUGGCAUUGCCCUGGUUUUGUCUUUAUAAUAAUGCCAUGAUGUUUUCCAUACUGUUUUUGCAUUUUAAUGGCUUCUGUGCUUACGUACUUCCUCGCUUCAGGCUACAUGUACCUGGGUUGAUUAACAAUGCAUACAUGUAUAUUAACUUCCAAACAUGGGAUCUAUUCUAAAGUUGCAUGGAGACAUGUGUUGCAGACCUGUGAUUUUGUUGGUUUCUAGGGCAGCCUUCUCUCAGGCUACUUUGUGACUGACUGUUAGAAGAAUGUGUGUGGAUAGAGGUAGAGAUUUGUGAUGCCAGUUCCUCAUCUAUUUUGAGGAGUGAAGAUAAAGACUGUAGCUAAUUGUUCAUUGAGUGGAUCGGACUCUAAUCUGGUUCCCUAAUGAUGCUUAGUAAAACACUUCAGUACUUGCCGUAUCCAUGCACCAUCUUCUCUCUUGGUCUGGAGCCACCUGCUUUUGAGAUUGGGUUGUGUUUUCUCUUAAUAAUGGCAACAGGUAGGGUGUGGCUCUUGUAGUUUUUCUAUGUCUGUACCAUCAGUGAGACGUACAUCAUAAUUAACAGUGAGAUUUGUGAUCAAUGCCAAGGAGCAGUUAUUCUGUAUCUUUUGCUAAGCAUUAUGCUAAAGAUUAAAACAACUUUGACCUCUCUCUCC